Messenger RNA from Formica exsecta, 3496 nucleotides. Its product is annotated as nuclear RNA export factor 1-like. Bases 90 to 1883 code for a protein of 597 amino acids. NCBI's taxonomy places the organism in Eukaryota, Metazoa, Arthropoda, Insecta, Hymenoptera, Formicidae. The transcript is spliced from 10 exons. Gene Ontology annotation, cellular component: cytoplasm; nucleus. The record is from RefSeq and is a predicted model, not a curated record. Gene Ontology annotation, molecular function: protein binding; RNA binding. Gene Ontology annotation, biological process: poly(A)+ mRNA export from nucleus.
AGUUGCGCAUGUGUAAUACUGAUCAAAAGUAUUGAUAACGCAUGUAUAUGUGUAAUUUGUUGUAUCUCUACGCUGAUAUUUGAAGAAAAAUGUCAAGGAAAUUGAAUAAAUCUUGGACUGAUCGCAACAGUCUUGCUCCUUUCGAGGAUAGGCGUUAUAUCAUUAGUCAUGAUGAUCAUAUGGGAAGAAAUAAUAAAGGAAUUAAUUUGGGAGAACCCAGACCUUGCAUCCAGCCAUCAUUUAAGAUUAGAUUUAACAGGUUUUUGGAGAAAUCAUUUUCUCGAGAAAGAAACAAUCCUCCAUAUGGAAACAGGAACUUCAAAGGAAUCCAAUUUGGACCUAGAUUACAGUUUAUAGUUAACAAAUGCAAUUGGUAUAGAAUCAGCAUACCAUUUGGCCACAAAUAUAAAAGAGAUUAUGUUUUAAAUUCUCUAUUAAGCUACAUGGCACCUGAAGUAUUCGUUCCAAUAAUGUAUAACAUAACGACAUACGAAGCCAAUUUCUAUGUUGAUGAUUAUAAGACAGCAAACGCAUUGCUAAAUUGUGAUCGCAAGAUCACAAUGGUAGAUGGCUUCAAACUACAAGUGAGAGUAAAACCAGGAUUUCCACAAUACGAGAUUAAUGACAAAUAUAAGGAACGACUAAAACAAGUCAUAUCCAAGAGAUACGUGCAAGAAACAAAUGCUUUGGAUUUGUCAAAAUUUCAUCAAGAUCCUGAUCUCGUUGAUGAUUAUUGUUGUGCAUUAUUCCGUCCUUCAAUAUUGAUGGCUGUGUUAGAUAUCGUAGGCGAACAUAUACCAACGUUAGAAGUCUUGAACUUAGAAAGCAAUAAGCUGCUUAACAUCAAUAAACUCAGCGAAUUAAAUAAAAAAUUCUCAAAGUUGAAAAUUCUUUACAUUGGCGAUAACAAAAUAAAAGACAUCUAUCAGAUAGAUGCUAUUAAAGACUUAAAACUGGAAGAACUCAAAUUGACUGGAAACCCUGUCUGUAACAAGUAUACAUCUCAACAAAAUGAAUACAUUUGCGACAUCCGGAAACGGUUUCCAAACCUGCUGCGUUUGGAUGACACGGAAUUACCACGACCAAUUGUAUUCGAUGUGAUUGACACUGCAAAAAUACCAAAAUCACAAAAGAUACUUUUUACUGAUACGAACGCGCAACAAAUCGCGUAUCGGUUUUUACAACAAUAUUUUACGAUAUUGGAUAGCGAGAAUCGUCAAUUCCUACUUGAUGCGUAUGACGAACAGGCAUACUUUAGUAUGACGAUAACUGCUUCCUAUACUAACAAAUUAAAUCGAUAUCUCAUGAAUAGCCGGAAUUUAUUUAGGAUAUGUGACACAGUCAAAAGACAGAAAUCAUUGAAGUAUGGUAGAUUACCAGUAGUUUCUUUCAUAUCAGAAAUGCCACGAACAAGGCAUCUCCUAGAUACUUUUACUAUGGAUAUUGCACUUGCUACACAAACAAUGAUGUUUAUCACAGUAACAGGCUAUUUCCAAGAGCUUGAUAACAAGGAACAGUCUAUUCGCCACUUCAAUCGAACAUUCAUAAUUGUUCCGGAAGGUGACGGAUACUGUAUUCGCAAUGAACAAUUGCAUAUUAGUCAGCCAUCUGAGGCACAACUGAAGCAACUAAACCAACAGAUCCAGCCAAAGACACCGGAGCUGUUGCCUGCUGAGGCAGCGAAAUCUACAGAUCCGGAAUUAAGCAAAGUUGUAAAACAGCAAAUGAUAGUGGUAUUGAGUCAGCAAACAAACAUGAAUUUGGAAUGGAGUUUAAAGUGCUUAGAAGAGAUGCAGUGGAACUAUGAUAAUGCAUUCUCUGCAUUUCAAGAGUUCUUCAAACGUGGUCAAAUACCAUCAGAAGCGUUUACGAAAUGUACAUAAGUAAAACAAUUCAUCACUGUGAUAAUAAUAAUAUAAAAAAAACGCGCAGAAUGGAACUUCUUGUAAAGCAUAGAACUUUGUAAUACUAUUCAUGUUUGCUUGUGUUUAUAUUUUAUAUUUAUAUUUUAUUAAAACCUGAAGAAAAAGUAUUAAUAUUAGAAAAAUGGUACAAUUAUUUAUAUGGAAUUCGUCUUGUUUCAAUUUACAUUAACAGAGAUGCUUAUAAAAUACAUGCAACCAGAAGUUUGUUAAGAAUUACCAGCAGGAUUUUGAAGGAUGUGAUUUUUUUUUUUUUAGGUUGCAAUUCUUAUGAGUUUUUAAUAAACUUCUAGACAUAUAAUAUUUAUACUAUUCAGUGGUACCAAUGAAAGUACUUCAAAACUAUAAAUUUUCUCAAUGGAAUUAUUUAUAAAAUAGCUUACUAUCUGAAAGCUCCUCUAUUUAGAAGAAAGUUUACAAUAGAGAAACAAACGUUGUGUGAAUGAAUGCUUAAUAUAAAUGUAAUAGAAUUAUAACAAAACAAAAAAAUUUUUUAGGGUAUAUAUGAUGAAGUCAUUUGUAAUAAAACAUUCGAAAAACGACGAUAACUGAUAAUACUCUAAAAAAGCAAAACAUUACCUACAUAUAUUUUCAUUGAUGCCAUUGUAUUGAUAAAUGAGUACACUUAUGGAAAUGUACAAAUUACUAUGGAAACAAAGAUUAUAAGUGUAUCUGAUAAUAAAACAAGUCGGAUUCCAACUUAUUUUGAAGAGUGCAAGAUAAAUAAUUUUAAUAUUUUGUUAUAGAUUAUUUUCUCUUCUUAAAUCUUCAAGUUUUGAUAUAUAAUAUAAAAAAUUUUUUUGGACAGUUAGAGUUAUUUAUAUCAUAUACAGGGUAUAAAUAAAAAUAUUGUUAAUUUUAUGUUAAAAUUCGUAGAGCAUACAUAGUAUCUACAUAGAGCAUUAAUAACAAAGAUAUUUUUUUACAUAUAAGAAAAUUACUAACAGUUCUCUUAAUUGCUCCCAUGUUAUACAGAUUUAGCGUUUACAACAUACAUUACAAUUUCUAAUAUAUGUAUGUCAAUUAAUCUUCUCAAUUUUUGAUAUGAAGUAUGGUUGAAGAAAGAAAUUAUAUAUGUUUUUAUACUCAUAACAUCUUUAUGCUAUUGAUUCAUUGACAUUAUAUAUAUACAUAUAUAUAAAGAUGACAGAUAUAUUACAGUAAAUUUAUAUUUUAAUUAAACUUGCAGAUACAAAAAAAAAUUAGAAAUUUUGCUUACGAAAGAUCUUCAAUAUAGGAUUUUAUAUUUUAUAAAAUUUUAUAAAAAAUGAUAUAUUUUAUAAAAUCCCCUAUACUAUCUAUAAGUAGACUGAAAAAAAAUUUUAUUUGUAUCUGCAAGGAGACUUUUCUAUAAUUUUCUGACAUCACUAGAUGUAUAGCUAACAUAAAAAAACUUUAUAUCGAAAAGAUUAAAUUGAUACAGUUCUUUUAUGCGUUAUUUCUUUAAAAUUAUAUUUUUUGGAGAUAGAAUAUUAUAUUCAUGCUCUAAUAACAUAUUAGAUCUCACUUGCGCGGAUAAGCCAGAUGAUGUAUUUGAGGAUCUAAACGCGAUAAUAUAUCGGCACUCUAUUAUA